CCACAACUCCCUGAGAUCUCCCAGGUGGCAGCAGCCUCCCCGAGCCAGGUGCAUCAUCAUGACCAAACUGAGCGCCCAGGUCAAAGGAUCCCUCAACAUCACCAGCCCAGGGCUCCAGAUAUGGAGGAUCGAGGCCAUGCAGAUGGUUCCUGUUCCUCCCAGCACCUUUGGCAGCUUCUUUGAUGGUGACUGCUACAUAGUCCUGGCUAUCCACAAGACAGGUAGCAAACUGUCCUAUGACAUCCACUACUGGAUUGGCCAGGCCUCGUCCCAGGACGAGCAAGGGGCGGCUGCCAUCUACACCACACAGAUGGACGACUUCCUGAAGGGCCAGGCUGUCCAGCAUCGUGAGGUCCAGGGCAAUGAGAGCGAGGCCUUCCGAGGCUACUUCAAGCAGGGCCUUGUGAUCCGGAAAGGGGGAGUGGCUUCUGGCAUGACGCAUGUGGAGACCAACUCCAGCAAUGUCCGGCGGCUGCUGCAUGUGAAGGGCAAGAGGAACGUGAUGGCUGGAGAGGUGGAAAUGUCCUGGAAGAGUUUCAACCGUGGGGACGUUUUCCUCCUGGACCUCGGGAAGCUUAUCAUCCAGUGGAAUGGGCCGGAGAGUAACCGCAUGGAGAGACUCAGGGGCAUGACCCUGGCCAAGGAGAUCCGAGACCAGGAGCGGGGUGGACGGACCUACGUGGCUGUGGUGGACGGGGAGAAUGAGAAGCAGUCCCCGCAGCUGAUGGAGCUCAUGAACCAAGUGCUGGGCAAGCGGAAUGAGCUGAAGGCAGCUGUGCCUGACACGGUGGUGGAGCCUGCACUCAAGGCCGCCCUCAAGUUGUACCACGUGUCUGACUCAGAAGGAAAGCUGGUGGUCAGAGAAGUCGCCACGCGGCCACUCACACAAGACCUGCUCAAUCAUGAGGACUGUUACAUCCUGGACCAGGGGGGGCUGAAAAUCUACGUGUGGAAGGGGAAGAAAGCCAACGCCGAGGAGAGGAAGGGAGCCAUGAGCCAGGCACUGAACUUUAUCAAAGCCAAGCAGUACCCUCCAAGCACGCAGAUAGAGGUGCAGAAUGAUGGGGCGGAGUCUGCCAUUUUCCAGCAGCUCUUCCAGAAGUGGACAGUGCCCAACCGCACCUCAGGCCUAGGCAAAACCCACACUGUGGGCUCUGUAGCCAAAGUGGAGCAGGUGAAGUUUGACGCCACAUCCAUGCAUGUCCAGCCUCAGGUGGCUGCCCAGCAGAAGAUGGUAGAUGACGGAAGUGGGGAGGUGCAGGUGUGGCGCAUUGAAAACCUAGAGCUGGCACCUGUGGAUUCCAAGUGGCUGGGCCACUUCUUCGGGGGUGACUGCUACCUGCUGCUCUACACCUACCUCAUCGGAGAGAAGAAGCACUACCUGCUUUACAUCUGGCAGGGCAGCCAGGCCAGCCAGGAUGAAAUCACAGCCUCAGCCUAUCAAGCCGUCAUCCUGGACCAGCAGUACAACAAUGAACCUGUCCAGAUCCGGGUUCCGAUGGGCAAGGAGCCACCUCAUCUCAUGUCCAUCUUCAAAGGACGCAUGGUGGUUUACCAGGGAGGCACCUCCCGAGCUACCAACCAGGAGCCUGUGCCCUCCACACGGCUGUUCCAGGUCCGGGGAACCAGCACCAACAACACCAAGGCUUUUGAGGUCUCAGCCCGGGCCACCUCCCUCAACUCCAAUGACGUCUUCAUCCUCAAGACCCAGUCCUGCUGCUACCUGUGGUAUGGGAAGGGCUGUAGCGGGGACGAGCGGGAGAUGGCCAAGAUGGUUGCUGACACCCUCUCCCGGACGGAGAAGCAAGUGGUGGUGGAAGGGCAGGAGCCAGCCAACUUCUGGAUGGCCCUGGGCGGGAAGGCCCCCUAUGCCAGCACCAAGAGACUGCAGGAGGAAAACAUGGUCAUCACUCCCCGGCUCUUUGAAUGUUCCAACCAGACCGGGCGCUUCCUGGCCACAGAAAUCACUGACUUCAACCAGGAUGACUUGGAAGAGGAUGAUGUGUUCUUGUUAGAUGUCUGGGACCAGGUCUUCUUUUGGAUUGGGGAGCACGCCAACGAAGAUGAGAAGAAAGCCGCUGCUACCACUGUGCAGGAAUACCUCAAGACCCAUCCCAGUGGCCGGGACCCCGAGACUCCCAUCAUUGUGGUGAAGCAAGGACACGAGCCCUCCACCUUCACUGGCUGGUUCCUGGCGUGGGAUCCCUUCAAGUGGAGUAACGCCAAAUCCUACGAGGACAUGAAGGCGGAACUUGGAAACUCUGGUGACUGGAGUCAGCUCAUUACUGAGAUCACAAGCCCUAAACUGGAUGUGUUCGAUGCUAACAGCAACCUCAGUUCUGGGCCUCUACCCAUCUUCCCUCUGGAGCAGCUGGUGAACAGGCCGGUGGAGGAGCUCCCCGAGGGUGUGGACCCCAGCAGGAAGGAGGAGCACCUGUCUGUUGAGGACUUCACCAAGGCCCUGGGGAUGACUCCAGCCGCCUUCUCUGCUUUGCCUCGAUGGAAGCAACAGAACCUCAAGAAAGCAAACGGAUUAUUCUGAGAAGCAAGAGUAGCUGCGGUUGUGAAGGCACUCCACUGCCCUGCUUGCAGUUCCAUUUUGUUUCCAUUACUGGUGUUAAUCCUAUACUAAUUGAAAUUUUACACUUGUACCUGUGAGCAGCAGGCAGUCUGUGGCGAAGCCACUUCUGUUUAAUAACCUAUUCUUCCAGAAAGUUGCUGCUCCCCUAAGGACGUCCCCAUUUCAGCUCUCUAGGUGGUCGCGUUUUUUCUAUCUUGGGAUGCUGUGUCACUUUUAACCAUCAUGCUGUAGAGCUUUCCAUUCUUAGAAGAGGAGCCAAACACUCCACCGAGCAUUGGUUCUGAGGAACCUUCCCUAGGCUUUUAUCAGUGGCAGGUGGGCUGAAGCAUUUUGCAAUUUUACACUGUUCCCCGAGUAAUGGCUUUUCCUUUUCAUAUAUACUGUCUUCACUGCCUUCCACUACCUUCCUCAACUGUUAAGGGGAUCCUUUCUUUGAGUUGAAUGGCCUAGGAGAUGACCCUAAGUUUCUCACUAACCAGUCCCAAGAGUGACAGUUCCACUGGGUCUAAGCUUGAGGCCUAAAGGCAAGUAUGAAAUGCAAAUGCCAUUUCACCCCCUCUUUGGUCCUCUUAAUAAGGCAAAGGAAGAGCAUAGCUAUAGCCAAUGCUGGAUUUGCAAGCCAUUACCCAGAACCUCUGCAAAGCUUCACUGGCUCCUCACAUGAAAGCAACGGGAACUCAGUGCUGACUAUGGGCAUAUGUUGGGUUGCCAUUCCAUUUCCUUUAAGGUUUAACAGUGCUGCAUGGAAGUCCAAGUGAGAGGCCAACAGAAGGCAAUUUCCACAGCUUCAACAACUGGUUAAGUGUCUGCAAGAAUAUGUCCUUUUCAGAAAUAAGUCAAACCAACGCAAGGUUAAUAAAGGCUUUAAUUUCACACACACAAAAAACUCUAUGCAUAAUUUAAAAGGAAACCAAAACAAGAAAAAACUGAAAAGGAUACUGAGGAACAAUUCUGCUAAAACACAGAUAAAGUGCCGCUCCAUACAAAACAACACAAAGAAUAAGAAUCAGAAGUCACUCUGAACACAAAGGAACAUCACCUCACAGAUAAUGUGGCCAAAGCUGCCAGCAAACCUGGCAGUGGCUCAAUUAUGCCAAGUGUAGGAAGCUUACUUCUUGUUUUCCUCUCUGUAGCAUAAAUAAACACUAACAGGCCAGAGGUCGGAGGGAAACUUGGGGACCAGGUGUGUACAGCCACAUGUGGUCUCACUCUUCGCACCCUCUCCGUUCUUGAAAUAGACCAGUUCAGUCGAUUGCUCUUCUGUUUUGGCAUCUGACCUGACCAGCUUGGGUCCUGAUCCAGACCCUCAAUCCACUCUAUUCUUACGCCAGUGUACAUGCCUAUACUUCAAACCUCUGUACUUUAAGAAAAGUCCAAUAUUACCAAAAUCAACUGCUUAUAGUCAACUGGCACACGUUUUAUUCAAAACGUCAGACACACAGCACACAUGGAAAGGGAAAUAUACUUUGUUCAUAAAUAUGAUAGAAUGAAAGAGACUGCCUGAAGUCUAGUAAUCAAAGCAUGCCAUAAAGGAGUCAAUGAUUGUAGUGAGACACAGCAGAAGAGUCCUGCCACAAAACUCUCAAGGCCUAACAAACUAUAGUGUCCCAAUUUAAAAAAAACAAAACAAAACAUAUAUAUAUAUUUUUUUUUCAGAUGUUAAUAAGGUAUCAAUAGAGGUAAAAUAAGAAUUUUGAAGUAAUGAAUUAGAAAGAUGUUAGAGGGCAGGUAUCUGUUUAGUUUUUGUAUAUUUAUAGAGUGCAUUACGCAGUGCAAAGCAAGAUGGAGAGGUAAAGGACAUAUCUAAUUUGGGGGGACACUUAUGUGACUUGCAUCUGGUACUGGGUUGCUGUUGACUUUUGUAAAAAUCUUAUAUAUACAAGAUCCAUAUGUACUUGGAAGCCUAUGUGUUUCUCUGAUUUAAAACAAGACACUACUUAAGGGGGUCAAUUAAAUCAAAUGGGUGAAAAAAAAAAGUUGGAUGACUAAGAGCGUCCACUACAGUCAUUUCAGAGGAGAAGAGCGAGAAGGGCAAUGUUUUGUUUUUUUUUUAAUAUAAUCUCUUUUCAGUAGAUCACCAAUGAGUUUAUGAACUAUUUUUCUUUAUAUUUCCACCCCGUCCUCCCCCAUGCUCUCUCUACACUCACAAUGUUCAACUACCGGUAUAUAUCAGACACUGCCAAGAAUCUCUUUAAUUUAGGUGUCCAAAUAGUUUUCAUUACAUAUUUGUAGCUGUAGCUAUAUUUAUAUAGUGACAUAAUGGUAACUGCCAUAUGGAAGAGUAAGGUCAUGAAUUCAUUUGCUGAGGUUUUAAUUCUUAGAGCUUCUCUUUUAGAAGAAUUUUACACUUGAUCAAAGAGAGAAAUAAAAAAAUGUGUAGUCUAAUGUUUGCCUCCCAGUUAAUUAACUGAUCUUUAAGUAUCACUGCAUACUUCUUAAAAUGUAAACACAUUUACAUUUGUUGUAUCUGCUACUGAACCAUUAAGUUAGGCCUGAAAUUAACAGACCAUUGCAAGUAAACAAAUAGCUUUUGGAAUCAAAAUAUAAAUAGAAAAACAAGUCAUGGAUUUGCUUCUUUUCUAUCCUGCUGAAACAAAACUUAUGUGCACACACACAUAAAUAUAUUCCCCAUAAAAAAGUCUAUCUCCUCGCAGGCCUAAAUUAUAGUCAUGGCUACUAAAGUGACACUAGAGAGCAUCUGGCCACAUGCAACUUUCCAACUCUCCAUAAUAUUAGCCAGUAAGAAUCAAGAUUGAAUUUGUUUAGUUUUCUCUUCCAAAAAAUUCAGCUGUGUGCAGAACUAAGCGCUGUCUAGUUCCAAUUCAAUGUCAUUUACAGUAAUAUAACCACAUGUGGUAUUUUCAACAGGAAAGUUAUUGUGCUGGCUGCCUGGGGUUGAAGUACUCUGUCUCUAUUUAAGUUGCCCCUUCUAGGCCCCAACAUGCCAAAUGCCCCCAAUUCUGAGCAAACUGAUCAUACUGCACAAAAAUAUUAUCUACUUAUAAUUUUUAAAUAUAUAGUCAGCUCAAAACAAAACAAACAACAAACCUCAUCAACAUGGUCCAGCUGAAACCUCCAUCUGUAGUCAUUAAACCCUUCACUGAACCAAAAUGAAAAAGUAACUUUGUAAAAGGGAUAAUAGUUGAGAGAGAGAAGGGAGAGAGGAAGGCUGACCAGGACACAACAAUACUAGAUAAUAAGGAAAAUUCAAGUCCCAACCUUGCAAGUAUAUGAGCAGCAAGAUAAUUCAUUUACCCCAGUAACCUAUAUUCAACUAAAAAGUUCUGCCCAAGACAUGAAGAUCAAAUCAAACUAGGUUUUUGAGCCAAGUGUACUUCUAAACCAUAUACACACACACAAGCUACGAAAUGCAAGUCAAAUGAGGGUACUUCUUGGGCAAUCUAGGCUUAUAGCAUUAUUUCUAAUUUUUUAAUGCCCUAAUGUACCCCUCAUUUCAAAUCAUUCCCAAUCAUUUUUAACAGCACCUCUUAAAGCUCUCAAAUAUAGACACAGGGAAAAGUAGUAAUAAAUAGCUGAAGAAUUUGAUCACCACUUCAAUCGUCUGUGAGAAAACCAGUUAUUUUCAAGAAAAAUAAAAGGCUCCCCAGGGGAAAUAGAUCAAAACAUAAAAAAGUGAGUUUUUAAAACAAAUAUUUUCCUCUUCUAUGCGACUCCUGCAUAUCCUACCACAUCAUUUUGGGACAGUCACUAGAGUAAUAUGUAAAUAAAUGGUAGGAAGCAAAGCUUUUAUCAGUAGUUAAGCAAAAGUGCUGGGGCUGUUUAUGAUUCAAAGAUUCAAAAUUUAAGACGAGGUAACUAUGUCAGAACACAUCCAAGGUUCAAGAAUGGGGCUGGAGCUCUCUUAAGGCAAUCUUCAAGAAAAGAUGUUGCAUCUUCUGUGAUGACUAACUUCAAAAUGUUUUCUCCCCUUGAAAACCUGGUAUGGUUUUGUCCCUACCACAGAACUGAAGAGUAAUCUCGUUUACAAUAAAAGAAAAAAAAGUGAAAGAAAAUAUUGAAGGUUUCAUUUUGCUAUAACUAAAUCUGAGUGAUCCUAAGGAUUCCUGGGCUCACACAAUUAUUUUUUGGACAGAAUUCUACUCUCAAAUUCAUUCUUUAUAUGGGUUCACAAGCUGCUUAACCAAACUGGUUAUGUCAUCAGAAUGACUAAUGUAGCACUUAAUGUUGUACCCCAUUUAGCCUCAACUCAAAGCACCUAAAAAGUAAGAUAAAUAUAUUAUGCACCUCUGUUAUGUAUUAGUUCUUGGUAUUACCUAACCCAAUCACAUUUUAAUUCCCACCCUGUUUUAAGGGCAAAGCCAGACAGCGAAUGGUUAAAUGUUCAAGCUUGAUCCUAUAGUUGAUGCACUUAUUUUACACCUGCAGUAGGGCUUUUAGCUUCAGUGGUCCAGAGUUUUAGUUUUAACACAAGAAUACUCCUCUUGAUCUCUCUCUGCUUGACAGAGAGAUGCUAGCAUUCUUUCUUAUCCCUAAGUAACCUUGAAAGGGAGUCCCAAGUAGGACACUAUUAUUUUCCAACCUUUAAAGUUUUGGUUGCAAUCUGUUAGGGCAAUGCUUGCUCCAUGGAAGAAUGAUACAGAACAAAAAACAAAAGAUUCUAUCUUCAUCCCCAUAAUAAUAUAGGUCAUAUACAAUGAAUAUACUGUGUGAAAGACUCUCUUUAAAGAAAAUAUAAAGUGUACAAUGAAUACCAAAUGUGGGACCAUAACACAUUCCGAGCACCAACAAUCCAUUUCUUGGGACUGCAUGUAAACAGCAAAAGC
Messenger RNA from Hipposideros armiger (great roundleaf bat), 7365 nucleotides. RefSeq names its product villin 1 (gene VIL1). Gene Ontology annotation, biological process: actin filament severing; regulation of lamellipodium morphogenesis; actin polymerization or depolymerization. Gene Ontology annotation, molecular function: actin filament binding; phosphatidylinositol-4,5-bisphosphate binding. The coding region runs from base 59 to 2542 and encodes 827 amino acids. NCBI's taxonomy places the organism in Eukaryota, Metazoa, Chordata, Mammalia, Chiroptera, Hipposideridae. The transcript has 20 exons. The record is from RefSeq and is a predicted model, not a curated record. Gene Ontology annotation, cellular component: actin cytoskeleton; lamellipodium; cytoplasm.